This is a messenger RNA of Cajanus cajan (pigeon pea), 1645 nucleotides long. Its product is annotated as plant/protein. The record is from RefSeq and is a predicted model, not a curated record. Lineage: Eukaryota; Viridiplantae; Streptophyta; Magnoliopsida; Fabales; Fabaceae.
UGCCAAAAAUAUUCAUUCACACCUUCAUUUAAGCAGAAAUUUUCAACACUGUUCCAAUCCAUUUAUCUUGAAAAUGCUGCACAGUUCACCACUUCCUCUCUCAUAAUUGUGCAGUUUAGCUGCAGAUUAUUGCCCAAAAAGUUAAAUAGCUUUUUCCUUCUAAAAGUGGCCUUAAAUAUAAAUAAUGAGCAAACAUGCUACAUAUAAUUAGCUCCAAUGAUCACAUUAUUUUUACAUACUAAGAACUAAGAAGUGCCUAGUUCAGCUCAUGGAUUCAGCUCCUUCUUGUUCUUGGCUUCAAGCCUUCUUGUUCUUGGCAUUGUUUUGGUUCUUUAACUGUGGAUAUGUGCAUGGAGCCACCCCAGCAGUGAAAGUUGGUAACUUUUCAAAGGUGGAAGAUGCUGCGAACUUUCAUAUUUACUAUGGCCAGACCUUCAAAGUCAUUAAGAAUUCUGCUGAUGGCCAGAGCUACCUUCUUCUCCAGAAUAAUUCAAGGAUUGCAUCAAGGACUAAAUAUUGUACAUCAAGAAUUAAGUCAUUUGUCAUACCAUUGUCAAACUAUUCUGUUGAUACGAAUUAUUUUCCAGUUUCCUUCAUAGAGCUUUUAGGGUUAGUGGAAAGCUUGAAAGGCAUAACCUCAAACUCUGUGGCUUCUCCAUGUGUGUUGAAAUUGUACGAAGGAGGACAGAUAGAAAUGUUCAACAGUAGUGAUUACCAAAAGCUUGCAGAGUUUUCUUCAUAUUUCGUAAGUGACAAUGAUCAGCAGCCAGCUUGCAAUUUUGCAACUUUUGCUCCCUAUAUAGAGGAUACCCCUUUGCAGAGAGCAGAAUGGAUCAAAUUCAUGGGAGCUUUUGCAAAUGUUGAAGCUAGAGCCAAUCAAGUCUAUACUGCAGUUAAGGAGAACUAUUUGUGCUUGGCUAAAAUUUCCAAAACUAGGACAACAUUCAAGCCAACGGUAGCUUGGAUGAAGUAUACAAAUGGUGUUUGGUAUUUUACAAAGGAAAAGUAUCAGUUGAAGUACGUGGAAGAUGCAGGCGGAGAGAUUUUGGGUGCCAACAAGAACACUUACAAUGUCUCUGAUCCUGAUGACUUGGAGGAAUUGCAUGCUAUCCUAUGUACUGUGGAAGUAGUCAUUGAUGAAACACUAACCUCUGAUCCAGCCAACUACACCUUGUCAACAUUUAUCCAAAAUCUAAAUAUUGAAGAUCGUUCUUGUUUUUCUUUUAUUUCAAACACAAGCCUAUGGAGAUAUGACAAAAGUGUUCAAAAUUCUAUAGCUCUUGACUGGUAUAAUGGAGCAAUGUCCCAACCUCAAUUGGCACUAGCGGAUAUUAUUGAAAUUUUAUUUCCCACUGGAAAUUACACAAUGACAUAUUUUAGGAACAUUGCAAAGGGAGAAGUGCCUAUAAAUAUUGGUCCUGAAAUGUGUGACAGGGACACAUCCGCAGCAAUGGAUCCUACCAUAGUUACAUGUGGAUGAUUGUCUUUCAUGUUCAAAAAUAGGUUUAGUGUUAUCAACAAUCAACUGGCAACAUUAUUCUUUUUGAAAUCCUGUUUUUUGAAUAUAGGAUCUAUACUUGUAUUUUAAUUUCUUUGUUUUUAUUUUCAGUCAACAACGAGUUAAAUAUAUUUGAUACACAGAUGA